AUGUUGUCAACGAAAGCUUCGUCAUUGUGUCGGCAGUUUUCGACAACUAGUGUACCAUUUGCUAAAAUAAACAAUGUGGCUAUCGUCGGUGCUGGUCUCAUGGGAUCAGGAAUUGCACAGGUUACAGCAGCUGCAAAACUGAAUGUGUCCUUAGUGGACCAGUCUGACGGAAUUUUGGACAAAGCUCGAAAAAGCAUUGACACAAACUUGCGACGAGUUGCCAAGAAGAAGCAUGCUGACGAUAAGACUGCUCAAGAAGCGCUUGUGGCUGGUGCUCUAUCUCGGCUACACACGACAACAUCGCUUGAAAAGGCCAUAAAAGACGCGGAUUUAAUUAUCGAAGCAAUCGUAGAAAAUAUAGAUGUGAAACGGAAGUUGUUCAGUGAAAUCGAGAAAAUAGCGAAGCCAUCAGCUAUUCUGACCACUAAUACCUCGUCACUUCGUUUGUCUGAUAUUGCUAUCAAUCUCAAAGCAAAAAGUCAAUUUGGCGGGCUUCACUUUUUCAAUCCAGUGCCAGUUAUGAAACUUCUUGAGAUUGUUCGUCACGAUGAAAUGUCAAACGAAACGUUUGAAAGUCUCAUGGAAUACGGCAGGAAUAUCGGAAAGAAAACCGUCACGUGCAAAGAUACUCCAGGCUUCAUAGUGAAUCGAUUACUCGUACCGUACAUGUUUGAGGCUUUCAGAAUGGUCGACCGCGGUGAUGCUUCUAUGGAGGAUAUAGACGUGGCGAUGAAACUCGGUGCAGGCUACCCAAUGGGACCGUUCGAAUUGACUGACUACGUAGGCCUUGAUACUACCAAGUUCAUAAUGGAUGGAUGGCAUGAGCGGGAACCAUCACAAGCUCUAUUCACUCCUAGCAAAACACUGGAUAAAUUGGUAAAAGAAGGCAAAUUUGGACGGAAAUCAGGCGAAGGUUUCUACAAAUACACGAAAGUUGACUAG
Molecule: messenger RNA, 942 nt
Organism: Ostertagia ostertagi
Lineage: Eukaryota; Metazoa; Nematoda; Chromadorea; Rhabditida; Trichostrongylidae
Source: the annotation of a GenBank genome assembly